Pygocentrus nattereri (red-bellied piranha) is the source of this 1221-nucleotide messenger RNA. Its product is annotated as early nodulin-75-like. Lineage: Eukaryota; Metazoa; Chordata; Actinopteri; Characiformes; Serrasalmidae. Bases 1 to 1221 code for a protein of 406 amino acids. The transcript has a single exon. The record is from RefSeq and is a predicted model, not a curated record.
AUGGUUCUGGCGCCUGUGUGUUAUUUUGCACCUUCUGUGCAGACCGCAGAUAAUGGGAGAUCUCUAAAAAUCUCCUUACAGCACACUUUCAUCCUCCUUACAGUCUCCUUACAGCCUCCUUACAGCCUCCUUACAGCACACUUUCAUCCUCCUUACAGUCUCCUUACAGCCUCCUUACAGCCGACUUUCAUCCUCCUUACAGUCUCCUUACAGCCUCCUUACAUCCUCCUUACAUCCUCCUUACAGUCUCCUUACAGCCUCCUUACAGCCUCCUUCCAUCCUCCUUACAGCCUCCUUACAGUCUCCUUACAGCCUCCUUACAGCCGACUUUCAUCCUCCUUACAGUCUCCUUACAGCCUCCUUACAGCCUCCUUCCAUCCUCCUUACAGCCUCCUUACAGCCUCCUUACAGCCUCCGUACAGCCUCCUUACAGCCUCCUUACAUCCUCCUUACAGCCGACUUUCAUCCUCCUUCCAUCCUCCUUACAGCCUCCUUCCAGCCUCCUUCCAUCCUCCGUACAGCCUCCUUACAGCCUCCUUACAUCCUCCUUACAGCCGACUUUCAUCCUCCUUCCAUCCUCCUUACAGCCUCCUUACAGUCUCCUUACAGUCUCCUUACAGUCUCCUUACAGCCUCCUUACAGCCUCCGUACAGCCUCCUUACAGUCUCCUUACAUCCUCCUUACAGCCGACUUUCAUCCUCCUUCCAUCUUCCUUCCAGCCUCCUUACAUCCUCCUUACAGCCGCUUUGCAGUCUCCUUACAUCCUCCAUACAUCCUCCUUACAGCCGACUUUCAUCCUCCUUACAGUCUCCUUACAGCCUCCUUACAGCCGACUUUCAUCCUCCUUACAGCCGCCUUACAUCCUCCUUACAGCCGACUUUCAUCCUCCUUACAGCCUCCUUACAGCCGACUUUCAUCCUCCUUACAGUCUCCUUACAGCCUCCUUACAGCCUCCUUACAGCACACUUUCAUCCUCCUUACAGUCUCCUUACAGCCUCCUUACAGCCUCCUUACAGCCGACUUUCAUCCUCCUUACAGUCUCCUUACAGCCUCCUUACAUCCUCUUUACAGCCUCCUUACAGCAGCCUUAGUCUCCUUACAUCCUCCUUACAGCCGCCUUACAGCCGCCAUACAGCCUCCUUACAGUCUCCUUACAGCCUCCUUACAGCCGACUUUCAUCCUCCUUACAGCCUCCUUACAGCCUCCUUGCAGCCUCCUUAA